CGUAGUUGGAGUUGUAUAUAAACAUAUCACAACAACGCACAACUUCCCAUUUUAUUUUGCGUUUUGUUUUUUGCUUUUUCGAAGAUUCGAACUUUUUUUGUUUUCGAACUAUUAAUUCAACUUUAUUUCAUUUCGAAUAUUCGAUUUUCAUUUGAAUGUGUGUGUGAGCGAGCGAAAAACGCUUUUCGAUUUCCAAAAAAAAAACAUUUAAAAUCAGAAUCGAUCUUGUAAAUUUUGUAAAAAUUAUCGAUCGAUAAAAAAUGAGUUCUCGAGGACGAUCUCGUGCACGUUCUGGUUUUCGUGGUAUGGCCAGUUCAUCUGGUUCAUCACAUCAACAACAACGCGAACAAUCAGAAAUUGAACAACCAAAACAAGAAGAAGAAAUUCGAUCACAAAUUUCUGAAUUAUCAAUUCAAGAACGAAGUGGUCAAACAACACAUGAACUUCGAUCAACAAGACGUCCUUCAGUUAGUUCUCGAGAACAAAAAGAUGAAUAUCAAUCCAGUAGCCGACGUGAUGAUGAAAGUCGUAGUUCACGCGGUGAAGAACGUGACCCAAGUAGCUAUGGUGAACGAAGUGCCGGACGCGGUAGCGGAUUCGGUGACCGUGGAGGAGAUCGUGAAAGAAGUGAAUACGGUGAACGAAGUGCUGGACGUGGUAGCGGAUUCGGUGACCGUGGUGGAGAUCGUGAAAGAAGUGGAUAUGGUGAACAAAGUGCCAGACGCGGAAGCGACGAAGGUGAUCGUGAAAGAAGUGGAUACGGUGAACGAAGUGCCGGUCGUGGUAGCGGAUUCGGGGACCGUAGUGGAGAUCGUGGAAGAAGUGGAUAUGGUGACCGCGGAGGAGACCAUGAAAGAAGUGGAUUUGGUGAACGAAGUGCCGGACGUGGAAACAGUGAUCGUGGUAGCGGCCGUGGCGGUUUAAGUGGUGGCCCUGGUGGUGAUCGCAUGGCACCAAAAAGUUUUUCAUCAUAUCCGGAAACACAGGAAUAUCCCAUUGUAAUGCCUAACGAAGUCGAACGCGGCGUCAAAGGUCGUAAGAUUGAAUUAUUGGCAAAUUACAUGCGGGUUAAUGUUCAACCUACUAUCGUCUAUCAAUAUAAUAUUGAUUUCAAUUUCAAAGACGAAGAUGAACGAGCCGAAAUCAAUGCGGAUAAUGAACGAAAACAAAAAUAUUUCUCUCGUAACGCCUUACAAUUGGUCACUAAAUUUGUCUUAUUGAAUGCCGAGAAUUUUGAUUUCGAUCGAUAUGUCUAUGAUAAUGGUAAAAAUAUUUACACUACCGAAGAAAUUGAUGUGAGAGGAUUGAUUAAAAGUUUCGAUGCUGAUAUUGGUGGCAAAACAAAAAAAUUUGUAGCCAAACUUGCCAACGUACAGAAAAUCGAUUUGUCAGGUAUUGUUGAAUUUUAUGCAGGCCGUACAUCGGAUGUACCACGAGUGGCCAUAAAUUUUCUUGAAAUAUUGAUACAAAAUAUAUCAUUGGAAAAGUUUCAUCAACAUCGCCGUAAUCUGUUCGAUAUAAAAUCUGGUGUUUUUCGUGGCCCAAAAAGUUGGAUAAAAUUUGUACAAGGUUUUAGUAGUGCUGUACAUAUAACCGAAAUGGGACCAUCAUUGAAUUUACAUUUGAAAACAUCAUGUAUGAUUUCAUUGGAAGCCGAAACAUUGUUACAAGCUGUUGCAAUGAUAGCCGAUGGUCGUGAUCCACAACAUCUUAAUCCAAGUGAAAUCGAAAGUGUUAGUAAAAUUAUUCGUGGAUUAGAAGUUUAUACUACUCAUGGUGGUCAUAAAGCAAAAUAUGUAAUAAAAUCACUUUCACAGUGUCGACCACAUGAACAAACAUUUAUGAUGAAAAAGAAUGGCAGUGAUGAAGAAACACCCGUUUCCGUUCAUGAAUAUUUUGUAAUGAAAUAUAAUAUCAUCUCAAAAAAAUAUCCUCUCGUUAAAAUGGCUGGCAAACGUGAACUGACCAUACCAUUAGAAUUGUGUUAUAUGUUUGAGAAACAAUUCUUGAACAAUUCAAAAAUGGAUUCCAUAGUUCAAAACGAAUUAUUACGUGUUGCAACUCACAAACCAGUUGUUUAUUUCAAUCAUUUAUCACGAUUGUCACAUGAAAUUGCCGAUAUUAAUCAAGAAAAAAUGAAUCAUUUUGGCGCAGAAUUAUUGCCAAAACCUGUACGAUUUAUGGGUCGUGUUUUGGAUUCACCACGUAUACGUGGUGGUGGUCGUAAUGAUCGUUUUGCAUCUGUUCGUCCAACAAAAUGGGCAUUCUUUAGUUUUGAUGAAAAAUUCAAUAAUCGUGACGUUGAUAAUAUGGUAUCGGAAUUGAAACAAACAGGUCGUCGUUUUGGAAUGGAUCUAUCGAAUUGUAUGGAAAAACAAGUUGUACCGAUAGAUAAUCGAAAUCUUGAUGUAGUGAAAAAUGUAUUUGCAAACAUUCUAACAAAUUUACCCGAUAUCAACUUAUUGUUUAUAGCAUUGCCACCAAUUCCAUUUCUUUACAAUGCUGUUAAACAUUUUGGUGAUCAAAAAUUCGGUAUUGUCACACAAUGUAUGUUGGUGUCCAAAGCUAAACGACGUAAUCGUGGUUAUACUGAAAAUAUUUUAUUGAAAGUUAAUGGAAAAAUUUGUGGCAAAAAUAGCUACAUUGAAAAUGAAGAUCUUCAAUCAUUAUCGAUUGAUCAUAAAAAAACUAUGGCCAUCGGUGUUGAUGUUAAUCAUCCUGGUGAUUGUGAAAAAGUACAAAGUUCAAUUUCUUGUGCUAUUGGUAGUUAUGAUCAUGAAUUUACUUGUUAUUCGGCAAGUGUGCGUGUUCAAAAACUUGAAAAAGAAGAAAUGAUAUCCACACUUGAUGAAAUGAUGAAUGAAUUGCUUGAUGAAUACGAAAAACGCAACAAAUAUUUACCGGAAAAUUUUAUCGUUUUUCGUGAUGGUGUUUCAGAAGGACAAUUUAAAUAUGCUGAAAAUGAAAUCAAUCAAAUUCGUACAGCUAUUCGACGACGAACAAAAGUGGGCAAAAUGGUUUACAUUGUCACACAGAAAGGACAUCAAACUCGUUUUGCAUUAACACAGCCAAGUGGUCCUCCGGAUCGUCCAUUGCAUAAUGUUCCAUCAGGAACUGUUGUUGAUCAUACGAUCAUUGAUCCAACUUAUUGUAUGUUCUUUAUCAACUCACAUUUCUCACCAUUGGGAACAUCACGUCCAUUGAAAUACGUUGUUUUGCAUAACGAUUAUGAACGACGACAAAUGAGCAUGGAUGAUUUGCAAAAAAUUUGUUUCUAUCUAUGCCAUAAUUGUACUCGUUAUCGUGGUGGACCGAUUGCAAUGCCAAUUCCGGUUCGUUAUGCUGAUCUUUGUGCAUAUCGUUCGAAAAUGCAUCUUGAAGCACAACAUGCAAGCAAACAUAUUCCGGCUGAAAAUCAAGAAGAGUUUGAACGUCAUGUUAUUUCACAAUUGAACAAAUUGGUCAAAUUGAAUGAUAAAAUUAAAAAUUCACUUUUCUAUUGUUAAAAACAUAAUAAUCCACACUAUCUAUCAUUAUAAUAAUCCGCACUAUCUAUCAUAAUAUUAUGUUAUAACUAUAGAUUAUCCUC
Dermatophagoides pteronyssinus (European house dust mite) is the source of this 3589-nucleotide messenger RNA. Its product is annotated as protein argonaute-4-like. The record is from RefSeq and is a predicted model, not a curated record. NCBI's taxonomy places the organism in Eukaryota, Metazoa, Arthropoda, Arachnida, Sarcoptiformes, Pyroglyphidae. Gene Ontology annotation, molecular function: protein binding; RNA binding.